Sparassis crispa is the source of this 1665-nucleotide messenger RNA. RefSeq lists its product as hypothetical. Lineage: Eukaryota; Fungi; Basidiomycota; Agaricomycetes; Polyporales; Sparassidaceae. The coding region runs from base 1 to 1665 and encodes 554 amino acids. The transcript has a single exon. The record is from RefSeq and is a predicted model, not a curated record.
AUGAACCCUCAAAUUAACUGGGAAACCGGCGAACUGGAUUACGAUUGGAGAAAACCCACCGUCGAAACAGUCCGAGAUAACGAACCGAAGGUCAAAAAGGCGACAAACGCUCCCUAUAUCGGACCGAUUGACGAUAAUGGACGAUCCUGGGAAAAUAACGAUCCAAAACAUCCGGAAAAUCGAGUUAAACCAGGGGACCCAGAACUAGGAAUUCCCAAUUACAGGAUCGAAUUGGAGGACAGCGAAUUACUUAUCUCAUAUAUCCAAGGCGAACCGAUACUGGCAAUCUUUGACCCGCAAGGCGAUGCAGCAACUCCUGAAUGCCCAACUCGAGGUGGUAACAAACCCACCUUGGGACCCUGUAUAGGUCGGAUAACGAGGGAUACGCGGUUUGGGCGAUUUAGUAUCACACAAAACACUUGGCUAUGUCACACCGGCACGGACACACUGCUCUAUAAGGCUAGCGGAAAAUCGCAAGAAUUGGUACAAGAAGCAAUCCAAAGGGCAGGAGGAGCGAAGAAGAAGCUCGAAGAGCUCAUCCCCUCCUACCUGAUGGGGUACAAAGACGUCUUCGAAAAGAAAGCAGCAGAACGGUUCCCGAGCUCACGGGCAUGGGACCAUGCUAUCGAUUUAAAACCAGAAUUCGUACCAAAAGAUUGCAAGAUCUACCCCCUAUCCCCUAAAGAGCAGAUGGCACUCGAUGAAUUCCUAGACGAGAAUACACGAAAAGGCUAUAUUCAACCAUCAAUAUCACCAAUGGCAUCCCCUUUCUUCUUCGUAGGGAAAAAGGAUGGGAGCCUUAGGCCUUGCCAAGAUUAUCGAUACCUGAACGAAGGAACGGUCAAGAAUGCCUACCCACUUCCUCUGAUCACAGAACUCCUUGACAAACUCAAAGGAGCGUGCUAUUUUACGAAAAUGGACCUUCGAUCCAGAUAUAACAAUGUACGAAUCAAAGAUGGCGAUCAGUGGAAAGCAGCAUUCAAGACAAAUCAAGGACUAUACGAACCAACGGUGAUGUUUUUCGGACUUUGCAACUCCCCAGCGACGUUUCAGAAAAUGAUGAAUGAAAUCUUUAAGGACCUGCUCGAUGAAGGAUGGAUGAUCAUCUACAUGGACGACAGCCUCAUCUUCUCGAAUAACAUGGAAGAACAUCGACAGUGUACGCUUCGAGUCCUAGAACGACUCAAGCAAAACGAUCUGUUCGUCAAACCAGAGAAAUGCACGUUUGACUCCCAAGAAGUAGAAUACCUUGGGAUGAUCAUACGUCCGGACCAUAUUGGAAUGGACCCAAUCAAGUUGAAAGGAAUCCAGGACUGGUCAGAACCAACAACGGUGAAAGCCGUCCGCGCAUUCAUUGGUUUUGCGAACUUUUACAGGAAGUUCAUCGAUCAUUAUUCUGAGAUAGUACGACCGCUCACUGAUCUCACGAUGACGACAAAGAAACCGAUAUGGGAAUGGACCCCCAACUGCCAACAAGCGUUUGAUAUGCUCAAAGCAAAGUUUGUAUCAGCCCCCGUACUCCUCAUGCCAGAUAAGAUGAAACCCUUUAUUAUCGAGUCCGAUGCCUCGCUCGUGGCUACAGGAGCAGUGUUAAGACAAACUGAUGUCAAUGGAGACCUCCACCCAUGCAGCUAUUUGUCAAAAUCGUUUAACCCAGCCAAAUGA